CGAAGAGAUGCCUUUUACUAGCAAAGAGCAACAUAUGAGCACAGACAGAAUAACUAACGAUUCUAGCUCCCACUCUGCGCUACCUCCAUUCGAAUCGAAUCAACCGUUCCCACCUCUCUCGGCAGAUGAUCUAGCAAUCACUUCUCAAGAUGCGCCAGAUGCCAACUUUACGGAAGAUGAUCCAGACAUAAUGUCCCCGGAUGUUGAGGAGGGAGAUUACGAUGCGAACUUUCAAUCACAGUACUCAUUGGACGACCAAUUGUUCUCUGAUGCGUCCACGGACGAAUCGGACGGGCAAUCACCCGAAGACGAUGGCAUCGAGAUACAUCCAUUUCGCCAUUCUUCAAGUUCCCUUCACGGUCCCAAUGCAUUCGCUCCGCCUUUUUACAAUAGACCCCCGACGCCUCUGCCGCCCUCUCCUUCUCUGACCUCUCUUCUGCGACCUCCUUUCUCGACAACUACUUCCCGACCAACUACCCCUGACAGUUCUGAUGUCGAAACGCCGAACGAUACAGAAGCAGCGGUUGCGAAGUCAGCACGUCGCGCGACAACUGUUCCUCGAGCAAGUCCGAAGGUUCCCACGUAUGAGUAUUACGGCUUCGUUCUAUAUCUCGCCUCUUCGUUGGCAUUUUUACUAUACAUCCUCUGGUCCUAUCUUCCAAAACCCUUCUUACACCAGCUUGGAAUAACCUACUACCCGACUCGAUGGUGGUCACUAGCCAUCCCUGCGUGGCUCGUCAUGACCAUCGUCUACAUCUACAUUGCGCUUGCCUCUUAUAACACCGGUUACAUGACGCUGCCAAUGAACAGCGUUGAGAACAUCGUGGAUGAAGUGGCGAAUGUUGCUGUAAUAGAUGGUAAGGGUAGGAGACGACCUGGUGGUGCGGCCAAGAUGAAACCGGGUGCAACUUCAUACCAAAUUAUGGGCCCGCAGAAUAGGAAAGUCAACUGGAGGGAAAUCUGGAGCGAGGGCACUGAUGCCGUCUUGGAUGUUCCUGUGGGAGGGGUGUGCGAAGUUUUAUACGGCCAAGGGCGGGAUGACGAUGAGGUAUGUGAAGAAUAUGACUUCGUUCGUUGACGAAUUAAGCAUUGAACAGGAUAUAUAGCGAUUUUGAAUAGCGCAUUAAUCUUGAUACCCCUUGUUUAUUUGUGCCUCUGUGAUCGGAGGUUCUUAUUGCUUCAACGAGCUCGUAACACAUGUAGAGGGGGCUUUCAUUCGUAGGAGUAUGCAAUAUUGGAGACAUUCAAAAGUGUAGUAUCUUUGCAAUAGUAGCUGUACUUGAUCGUUUCCGACAUGUUCACUCAUUCCAAAAUAUAUAUCGGCAUGUUUGGAUCUCGACAGACAGUUAUAAACGGCAACCGAGUCGUUGCGAAGUGGUGACGAUAUAAUCAAUGCACCUGCUAUCG
This is a messenger RNA of Aspergillus pseudotamarii, 1407 nucleotides long. RefSeq lists its product as uncharacterized. The record is from RefSeq and is a predicted model, not a curated record. Lineage: Eukaryota; Fungi; Ascomycota; Eurotiomycetes; Eurotiales; Aspergillaceae. The transcript is spliced from 4 exons. Bases 8 to 1078 code for a protein of 356 amino acids.